Molecule: messenger RNA, 1625 nt
Organism: Periconia digitata
Lineage: Eukaryota; Fungi; Ascomycota; Dothideomycetes; Pleosporales; Periconiaceae
Source: the annotation of a GenBank genome assembly
AACACUGUACGCAUAAUGACAUCUUGCAGAAUUAAAAAGAAAAUACUUUCCCAGUUGCUCCUGUAUGCUCUGAAGCCGGAGCAGCUUCUUCUCUAAUGAGCCAUGUUCUGCAAAAUCACAAUCAUUGCCCGGAUCUUUGUGUCCCCAUUUCAAAGCUAUUAUUUCGCAACAUGGAAACAUUUCAAAAUCCCGUGAAUAGUUAUCCGGAUUUCUAGUCAAUCCUUGGGAACACACUGUCUGUUCGUAGGCUCCCUCUCGCUUUCCAUCACCUGUACCGACUAUGCCAUCAUACUGGAGUGCCCACAUUAUCUGUGAGAAGCGGGCAGGAGACCAGAAUUAUCCUGUAUCGCCGUGCAAAAGAAAACCCGAAAACGUGCUUCUUCUGUUACUUGAACCUGCAAUUUCUUGGAAAGGUUUCGGUGGCGCGUCAUGUGCCCUAAAUCCCAUUUCGGGUCAUCUAAGACAACCAAACGUACCAUGUGCGUAGUCCAACCAUCAGCCUCUGUCAUUUGUCUGCGAACUAUAGACACAUGUUUGUACCUUCUGCGAAGAAAUAUAGUCAGGAGGGUUCUGUGUCUUGUAUUAUCAAGAAGGGACUCGCCCGCGUGAAUAUGUAGACUAACAGUAUGAUACCCAGGCUAGCACGGCGCGAUAAUCGUACAUCUGAUGUAUGACUCUCUCGAACUCAUCUUAUAUAUGCUAUGAUCCUCGCUGUUGCUUCUUCGUCUGCUUGUCUUUUUCUGAGAGUACCGUUCUAAUGUCCCGACAAAAUCCUCAGCACUACUAUUACACUUCGAUUACACAGCCAAAACACUGUUACACUCCCAACUCACCAUCUUCGUACCGUCGCUCAGCACCCCCUCAUUACGUUCGUCCACUGCCGUCGUUGAGCAAGUACAAUCCGUUGCCGAGUAUAUCGUCGCUAUCGACACGACGACGACAUGUGUUGGAUAACACUCUCUCCCAAAGAUCGUCACCAUCGCCACCAUCAUCCACAUCCACAUCAUCAUCAUUCUCCAGAUACACAUGGAUCUUCCGUGGAAGAGCUCGUCCGAGUUCGACACGACGCUCGUAGCCCCCGCUACAACAAAGUCCAUGUCAUAGCACCGGGAAGUCAUCAUUCUGGCCAUCUUCACCCUCAUCUACAUCACCACCAUCCUCAUCUUCACCCCCAUUUACAUCCUUUGCACAUGCAUCCUCUUCAUGGACACUCUCACCACCAUCGAAACCAUCACCACCACGACACAUACACACUGCACGGCUCUGGCAGAAGACGGGCAUCACCAGGGCCCCCGCCUCCACCACCGUCACGAAGCCCUUCUUCAUGCCCAUCACCACGGGAGCCAGUUUACAAAACGCAAAUAGUAGAGCCAAGAGUACAGGAAGUCCGGGAAACGACGCGGAUAGCGCUCAGAGAGGGACGUCCUGAGCGAAGAGAUCGGGGCAGAUUGAGAAGAGUGGCUGGAUACGAGGUCCUUGGACGGGAAGUCCCUUGGAAUUGGGACUGCGUGAGUAGUGUCGCUAGCGGGCGGGAUGCGAAUGCAAGCAGAGGUAAGCACGGGAGUAGGAAAGGCAGCGUGGUGUCUCGGUUCCCUCCUUUCGGGACAAUGGAUCAGUGGCUUUAG